UGUUGGUGUUACUCGGACCUGUUUUUAACGCACAACAGUCCGUCUCGAUUAUUCUUCCGUCUCAAGAUGGCGGAGUAUGUUAACGUCGUCCGAAGGGCUUUGGGACAAAUAGGAGGUCACGGAGGAAUCCGAGGGCUUUUAACUCAGUUCUUCAGGGCGAAUGAUGUGAAGACAGGAGCCCUGGUUGGUGUGGAUAAAUAUGGAAACAAAUACUUUGAGGACAACAAGCACUACUUCUUUGGACGUCAUCGCUGGGUGAUCUACACCACAGAGAUGAACGGAAAGAACACCAUGUGGGAGGUGGACGGCAGCAUGGUUCCAGCUGAAUGGCAUCGCUGGCUGCACUGUAUGACAGACAACCCCCCCACCACACAUCCACCAGAGCCCAAGAAGUUCCUGGCCGAGGUCCACCAGUUCAACGUUAGCGGCAGCUCACAGCAGUACGUGCCCUUCUCCACCACCACCAAGAAGAUCCACGAGUGGGUUCCACCCAAAGCCGGAGCUCCGUGAACUCUGACUGCAUUAUUUGUAAAUUAUAAUAUCCUGCCGCUGUAGCCAACGUGUCCUAAAUAAAAUCUAUAUACAGAUA
Messenger RNA from Sebastes umbrosus (honeycomb rockfish), 589 nucleotides. It is a transcript of the gene ndufa12, whose product is annotated as NADH:ubiquinone oxidoreductase subunit A12. Gene Ontology annotation, cellular component: membrane. Gene Ontology annotation, biological process: response to oxidative stress; mitochondrial respiratory chain complex I assembly. Bases 67 to 510 code for a protein of 147 amino acids. The transcript has 4 exons. NCBI's taxonomy places the organism in Eukaryota, Metazoa, Chordata, Actinopteri, Perciformes, Sebastidae. The record is from RefSeq and is a predicted model, not a curated record.